AUGGAUGCUUUGACUGACUUUUAUGGGGAUCGUGGAGAUAGCUACAAUGCUGGAGUCCGUGUUUCUGUUUUACUUGCAAUCGCUGAGGCACUCUCUUCAGUCGAACUUAACAACGCUACAUCUCAGGUUCUGAUAGCCUUCUUUGAGGGAGAGAAUUGGGGACGUCUAGGAAGUCGAUCGUUUGUUUCCGACCUGCAAAAUUUCCACUGUCUUCAAGAAGUAUCGCGCAAGGACUCGCCUAUCAAUGAUCGGAUGUGCACUAGUCCUCUCCGAAUUUCUCUGGCUUUCACCGAGCUUUCUUUAGAUCACUUUCAGCAAGUGAUCAUCUUGGAUCAACUUCUUCCAAUGAAGGAUUCGCUCUAUUUCCAUUCAGAAGAGGCGUCUUUGCCCGUCUUUCAUGGUGAUGUCGAUAUUCUUCCAAGUACCGUAGCGAAACUCCCUCCAGGUCCUGCGGAGACAUUUUUCCAGGCUGGAGUCGACACAAUAGUCAUCUCGGGAUUUGACUCUGAAUAUGUGACCCGAAGCUUUGGUUCUGCUUUACAAGAAGAUAUCGAUUGGAAUAGUACGUUGCCUGUUGCUCAAACGAUUGCUUCCUUCCUGGCUUCUCAACUGGAAGUGACCGUUCCAAGUGUAAAUGGAACUUAUUUGGAGAAUCUGAUCAACUGCUUGGCUCGCAAUGGCCAGUGCGAAGUCAUUGAAGAUAUUUUGGGCUUUUCACAUGGAUAUCUCACACAGCAGUUGCAGGGUCGUCCUCUGGAUCUCGUUACAACAACCUACUCCAGGGGUCGCUAUCCGAUGCUUUCGCCAACAGGUGGACAGUAUUAUGUAAACUAUACAGGAACGAUCGAUCGUGAGAAAGCUGGUAUUUACUUUACCCCUUCUGUGUUAGAAAGCUUCUUGCAAAGCAGUUUAACACUGGAUUUUCAUCUCUCUGCAUCGGAGAAAUCCUGCAAAACCUGGAGCGAUUGCUUUGAUUUGGAAAAUGGUUAUUGUGUGCAGGGGACUUGCUAUGCUUCUACUGCCUAUUACCACAACGCUAUGGAUCCUGGAUUCAUUAGUUUCAAUACACACAAGUUUUCACCUCUAGUGACCGAUAUCGAUAUAUUUUCGGUGAAUGAAAAUGAUUCUGUUAGUCCACUCUUCACAGAACCUUAUUGGGGAGGCUACUAUGGAGAUGAACCCUAUGCGCAAGUGUUCCAGAAAAUCUCGGGAGCUACCGAGUGGAUCACGUUGAUUGCCGGAAUCGUACUUACUGUAAUUGCUUGGAUAAUUACACAAUACAUAUUUGUGAAUUAUGGAACUCAGCUAAAGCUGAAUAAGUGA
This is a messenger RNA of Blastocystis hominis, 1323 nucleotides long. RefSeq lists its product as hypothetical. Bases 1 to 1323 code for a protein of 440 amino acids. The record is from RefSeq and is a predicted model, not a curated record. Gene Ontology annotation, cellular component: membrane. The transcript is spliced from 5 exons. Lineage: Eukaryota; Bigyra; Opalinata; Blastocystidae. Gene Ontology annotation, biological process: protein processing.